This is a messenger RNA of Populus euphratica (Euphrates poplar), 870 nucleotides long. RefSeq names its product coatomer subunit zeta-1-like. The record is from RefSeq and is a predicted model, not a curated record. Bases 110 to 640 code for a protein of 176 amino acids. Gene Ontology annotation, cellular component: COPI vesicle coat. The transcript is spliced from 6 exons. Gene Ontology annotation, biological process: retrograde vesicle-mediated transport, Golgi to endoplasmic reticulum; intracellular protein transport; intra-Golgi vesicle-mediated transport. NCBI's taxonomy places the organism in Eukaryota, Viridiplantae, Streptophyta, Magnoliopsida, Malpighiales, Salicaceae.
CAUACUUAAGUGUCUCUCUGACCAGUCACCAUAGCCUGCUUUACUACUACUUUCUCUCGCGAACGAACUGGGAGAUCGGUUUUCCUUCGAAAUUUUGCCAAACCACAACAUGGAGCUGUGCCCUUGCGUAAAAAAUAUCCUUCUACUGGAUUUUGAAGGGAAGCGUGUGGCUGCCAAGUAUUUUUGUGAUGACUGGCCAACCAAUGGUGCCAAAGAAGCUUUUGAGAAAGCUGUGUUUAACAAGACUCAAAAGACUAAUGCACGCUCGGAAGUUGAGGUAACAAUGCUUGAGAACAACAUUGUUGUUUACAAGUUUGUUCAAGAUCUACACUUUUUUGUUACUGGAGGUGAAGAAGAAAAUGAGGUCAUCUUAGCCACAGUCCUUCAAGGGUUCUUUGAUGCAGUUGGCCUUCUCCUUAGAGGCAAUGUGGAGAAAAGAGAGGCACUUGAGUAUCUAGAUCUCAUCCUGCUGUGCAUUGAUGAAAUUGUUGAUGGCGGUAUUAUUUUGGAAACCGAUGCAAAUGUCAUUGUGGGGAAGGUUGCAAGUCAUAGUACAGUUGCUGAAGGAUUGUCUGAGCAGACAUUCUCACAAGCACUGGCAACUGCACGGGAACAUCUAGCAAGGUCCCUUCUUAAGUGAUAAUUGCACCAGGCAAAAGGAGAGGAAAAUUGAGGGUUCUUCUGUGUAUAUAUUUACUUGCUUUGUAAGCACCAGUUUCUCUAGAUAGUCCCUCCUUGAUAUAAUCAACUCAAUGGGCUUCCAUAAGCUCGUCUGACUUGAUCAUAUUUUGGUUUGUGUUGCUCAGACCUCUGUUUGGUCGAAACUAUUCAAAGAAGGUAUAAUUUAGGCAAAGAGGAGCUUUUAAAUUA